Messenger RNA from Trematosphaeria pertusa, 906 nucleotides. RefSeq lists its product as uncharacterized. The transcript has a single exon. NCBI's taxonomy places the organism in Eukaryota, Fungi, Ascomycota, Dothideomycetes, Pleosporales, Trematosphaeriaceae. Bases 1 to 906 code for a protein of 301 amino acids. The record is from RefSeq and is a predicted model, not a curated record.
AUGUCCGAUCUGAAUGAGAAGGGCUUCGCAGCUUCGCUUAGACAGGAUAUGAACACAGUGACAGACAACCCAUCAGCCACCCACACCGGACUCAACGUUCCUAGGCUCCUUCAACUUCCCGCUGAGCUUCGCAACCAUAUCUACGAGUACGUCCUUACCGCGCCUGAUGGACUUCAAUAUGAGAGACGGAAAAUUUGGGCGGAACCCCCCAAAACGUUUCUCUGUCUACCCAAGUUCGCCAGCGAAGCAAUCGAGUUCAACCAACUCAAGUACGUCAAUCGCCAGCUGUACAACGAAACGGCGGGAUUAGAGCUUAAGUUCAAUCCCAUAGCAUUUCCGUCCUGGCUCGAUGAAGACCUACCGCCACCUGGCUGCCAAUUCCUCCUGUUCAUGGGCAGACUUGACACCCCAAAACGGUCAAUUCUCAGGACGAUCAUUCUGCUCCCAGAAACUAUAUGGGGCGAAUGUUCCAUCCACGAGGAUGCAGAGGAUCUGGUCAAGAUCAACGAUUUCUGCAAAGAAAAUCCACAUGCUACUGUAAAGUACAUAUGCUCUGGAUUCUCCUAUGUCGAGCAGCCUUUCGACAAUAUUCAGAACAUCUCUACCGGGAAUUUCUUUGCCGCCGCUACGAUUCUCCUAUGGGUAUUCCGAAAACAGGAGCUCCAACUCCCUUUCAGCGCCUCGCCUUGGGAGGAUGAACUGCGGCUCGCAAAACGCUGCUCGCUACGUCACAUGUCUAAGUGCGAAGCCUUCGUGGAGAAUUUUCGAGUCUUUCCUCCAACUACAGAUUUCGAUGACGUGUUCGUUGACACAUGCCGACAAGAAUAUCAUGCGCCGGUGAUGACGAGAGAUGACGUAGACUUUCUAUUGGCUCAAGCGAGAAAGUGGAUGGAAAGUGGUCUCUGA